AUGGAAAACUUUACUUUAAGUCUCAUCAUUAAUGACUCCAAGGAAACCUUUGCUACGACAGACGUACCCUGCUUCACUUUUACGAACCAUCUCAUUUUGAAGGUGUUCAUGGUCUUUGCCUACGUUCUUGUGAUCGGCACUUCCAUCAUAGGUAAUACUUUACUGGCAUUUAUCUACUUCAAGAGCAAAAAUGUGAAGACCACAAUCAACUGCUGCAUCAUGAACAUGGUUCUCGCGGACCUUCUUGUUUCCUUAGUCUACAUGCCGAGGAUGGUCGCUCGGAUUCUCGUCAGCCUUGAAUGGUUGGUGGAGGGCACUCUAGGACUUUUUCUUUGUGUACUUGUGUCUUUGUCCCAAGAAAUCUCAAUAUGCGUAUCAAUUCUAACAGUUGUUCUCAUCGCCUUUGAGAGAUUCCUAGCUGUAACGUUCCCAUUACGAGUUUUUAUAUCAAAGAAGCUCUCCAUAUGCUUGCUGUGUGGUACUUGGCUGCUGUCACUAGCUGCGCGAUCCCCAAUGCUCUACGGCGUCAAAACGAUUCGAUUUCAGUCCGGUGAGUUAGGCUGCUUUUGGAUCGGCUCUCUCAGCUUCCAAACGAAGCAAUCAAGAAGGUCGUACCAGGAGUCUAUGCUAGUUAUAUUCUAUGGUCUGCCUCUGCUUAUCAUAAUCACAAUAUACACUGUGAUUGCGGUCUUCUUAAGACGUCGUCAUGCCCUGAUUGACAACGUCACAAGAGAUUGCGUAUUAGCUACGACUAGAAAGGUGAAUAAAAUGAUCCUGGCCGUAAUAACAGCUUUCCUUCUAUGCUGGUUGCUGUAUUUCCUCGUCAUACCGUUACAGGAGUUUUGGAAUGUGGUUAUCCCCUGUGAGGUUCAUUUCUUGCGGUUUUACCUUGGGCACUUGAACAGUGCAUGCAACCCGAUCAUAUGUUUUGCGUUUAGUGAGAAUUUUCGAAGAGCUGUUCAGAUAAAAUGGCGAGAACUGAAAAUUGAAAGGUCAAGAAUUAUCAGGCUUGCACAUGCACCGUCGAAAAGAGACCGUUCACGAUCUAACAUUGAGUUGCUCAGUGUAAGAUCCUUGGGAAGUUAGGAAGGUAUACCACUCCUAAAAGAAAUACUUCACUCGAGUUUCAUUUCCUUUAGCCAUUGUUGGAGGAUCAAUUGCAAGCUGAAAGGGUUAUAUGGUUAUUGAUCUUCAGUUUUUCUUGUAAUUUCUCUAAUUUGUUUCCACAUUUUUUGUUUGUUUGUUUGUUCUUUUUAUUUUCAUUAACUGCGUUUCCAUGAAAACACAAACAAACACAAAAAAUAACGAGGCUCAGAUGCGGUCAUUUGAACCGACAAAGCUCAGUGAUAAAUGAUUCCUUAACUGGCUAAGAGAUUCCACCAAGAAUUUCAACGCAAAACUGUCAUGGAUUUCUCAUUUUAUGUCUUUAUAAUUCUCUAAAGGUGUUCAGCGACUCCAUUUCCGUGAAAACUGCCGUUCUGGAGAACAUUUUUCCUUCGUAACAAAAAGAAGUUAUGAAGUAUGUAAAUAGGCCACACCUUUCUCUUCCUUUUUUUCCUCUCUUAACAGGAUCAAAGUGUUCAAAGAUCUUGAUGGCCAAUCUUAUACAAAAAAAUGGGAGAAUUUAA
Molecule: messenger RNA, 1628 nt
Organism: Pocillopora meandrina
Lineage: Eukaryota; Metazoa; Cnidaria; Anthozoa; Scleractinia; Pocilloporidae
Source: the annotation of a GenBank genome assembly